AUGCAAUAGUAAUAUCCCAUUCAACAUAUAAAAGACAAAUACAUGAUCAAGUAAAUAUUUAUACUAAAAUUAGUAUGAAUGGAAAUAACAUAUUACAAGGUAGUAGUCGAUUAUCCUUAUAAUAUGAUGAAAGACCUACAGAAUAAAGAAAAAGAGAAGAACAAAAAUAAGAGAUAUUUUAUUAUAGAGAUUUAUGUGAACAAUUGAAUAAAGAGAAUUUGCUACUUAAAUCAUUCCAAAUAGAAAAUAACGAAUUAAAGCAAAAAUAAUUGCUUAUUAAUGUUGAGUUAUCAGCUGCUUAAUAGGAACUCUCAAGGAUUAGAAACCAAUUUGGAUCUCAAUAAUCAACUGAUAAAUAUGUAUAAAAAAUUCAAUAAGGUAUUUAUACUAGUGAUAUUUUAGAUAAUGUAAAUUUGUAAUAAUAAAUUAAUGAGUUAAAUAAAUAUAAACAGAAUUUAGAGACAGAAUUGAAAUUAUUUAAAGAAAACCGUUUAACUUAAACAAUUGAAAUAUAAGAUACAACUUUUUCAUAAUAUUAGAAGAAAAUAAAAGAAAUGGAAGAAGAUAUUUAAAUUUUAAUAAAUGAUUAUAGUCAAAGUUAAGAAAAAUUAGAAAAGGCCUUGAAUGAAUAAAAACAGUAAUCUAAAUAUGAUAUUGAUUAAAUGAAAAGUUAAAUCUAAUUGUUAUCUGCAUAGAUAUAAGGAUGGUAAUAAAGGUAUGAGAAUUUAGAAUUAAUGAAGAAUGAAUUAGAGAAUAAAUUAAUAAUUCUAGAAAAAGAAAAUUAAUAAUUAGUUUAUAAAAGUAGAUAUGAUGAAUCAUAGGCUAAUUUAGAUGUUGUAUCUUAAUUUAAAGAUUAGAUUUACUAAUAAAACAAAUAGAUUACUAAUUUAAAAGCAGAAUUAUAAUAGAAAUCAUAGAGUGAAUCAUAAUUAAUAAAAGAAUAAUAAAAUUUGAAAUAGAAACUUGAUUAAUUUCAGAAUUAUACAAAUAAUUAUUCAUAAAUAGAAAAUCAAGAGUAAAAAAAUGAAAUUUCCAAAUUGAAAUAACUUAUAGAAUAAUUUUAAUUAGAAAUUGAAAAUUUAAGAACUAAAUAAUCAAAUCUUUAUUAAAAUUAAACUAAAUUAUCUUAAAAAGAAGUCUAAUAAUAAAUUAACUCUUAUUUAGAAGAGAUUGAAAGGUUAAAAAGUGAAUUAUUUUUUCAGCAAGAGUAACACACUAAAUAAUUAAAAGAUUAAGAAAAUAUUUAUUAAAUUGAACUUAAAAGUGUAAAUGAUAAAUGUAUUUUGUUACAAAAGGAGAUUUAUUAAAAAAGUUAAUCUUAGGAUGAGAGUAGAUUUACAUUUUAAACAUAAUUAGAAGUUAAUAAUUAAGAAGCAUAAAUUGAUAAAUUAAAAAGGGAUAUUCAAUAAUUGAUUGAAUAAAGAUAAGAGGAUGAUAUUUAGAUUAAAUUUUGGUAAGAUAAAUUUUGUGAAUAACAGACAUAAAAUGAAGACUUGAUGUAUAAAUAUCAAGAACUUCGCAAUCAAAUCAGUUAAUAUCUCAUUUAUAAAACUUAAAAUGAAUAUGAUUAAAUUACAAUUAAAAAUUUAGAAGCUUUGGUAGAAGAAUAAUAAAAUAUAAUGCAUUCAUUAUACUAAAAAGAAUUAAAUUAUAAAGAAACUAUCACAUAAUAUUAGAAAAAAAUUGAAGAAUUAUAGUUCAAAAAUAAUAAUGAGUCUGAAAAUCAAUUAUAAUAGUUAUAAUUUUAAAUAGAUGAUUUAAAAAUAAAGAUAAGAGAAUUAGAAGCUCAAUUAAAUAUUAAAUCUACAAAAUGUUUUGAUUUAGAGACACAAAUUGAAAUUGAAAAAUUGAAGUUUUCAGAAAGAGAAACAUUAUUUUCUUAAUAAUCAAAGUAAGAUAAAAAGAGAAUUCAAUAAUUAGAAUUACAAUUGGAGAAUUCUUAAAAAGAUAUUACUUUAUUAAAUCAGAAGAAAAAUGAAGUUAUCAAAGAAUAUAUAUAGGUAGAAAAUUAAUAGGAUUAAGAGAGAAUUAUAUUAUUAGAAUAAUCUUUAUAAAAUCUUUAAUAGGAGUACCUUAUAAUGAAAGAAUAGUAUAUUGGUCUUCAAAAUUAAUAUAAUAUUUAAAUUAUGAAAGAUUAAUUGAACUAAGGAUUAUAGGAUGAUAAAAAUAAAAUAAAAUAGCUAGAAGAAUAAUUAAAAAUUCUAAAAGAACAAUACUUUGAGUUGAAUACUUUGAAAUAAUAAGUAUUAAAGGAAGUGGUUAAGGAAAUUAUUGAAUUGCCAUCACAAAGUGAUUAAAUAUUAAUUAAAUAAUUGAGAUAAGAAUUACAAUAAUUACAAUCAGAGUAUAUGAUAUUAAAUACUCAAAAGUAAAAUUAUAUUGAGAUUUAAUCUGAAAUAGAUAAAAAUCGAAUUAAAGAAUUAGAAAAAUAAUUAAUUACUUUAAGGACUGAUUAUGAUGAAGUUUGUAAUAGGAAAUAAUCCCCAAUAACAGAAUAUGUAGAAGGUUCUUCAAAAUAAGAUUUGUUAAGAAUCCAAUAAUUUGAGUAGAUGGUUCAAUAAUUAUAAGAUGAAAAUUUCAAAUUAAAAAUUUAAUAUACUGAACAAAUAAAAAAAUCAGAUAUAAUUAAUUAAGAUUUAGAAUAUAUUUAAGAACUUUAAAAAUAAUUAACAUCAUUAAAAUAGGAAAAUAAAAAUUUACAGUUCUAAUUGAAUUAAUAGAAUGAAUCAUUGAGAAAAUCAUAAAGUUAAGAAUUUUUGACAAUUUAAUAAUUAGAAUAAAAAAUUAGAAUUUUAGAAUAGAAUAAUUUAGAAUUAUCAAAUAAGUAAUCUUAAAUUAAAGUUGUUAAAGAAACCAUUGAAGUAAGUAAAGAUGAAGAUAUAUUUAAAAUAUCAUAGUUAGAAUUAUAAUUGUAAUUAAAAACAGAUGAUAUUUAAUAUUUGGAAAAAUAAUUAAGUUUAUAAAAGAAAAAUGUUGAGGAAUUAAUUUCUGCAAAUGAAAAAAUGAAGUAUGAGAAUACAAAAAUGAGAUAAUAAUUAUAUGAAUUAUAAUCAUCAGUUGAUGAUAUGUAAUUAAAGAUUAAAGAGUAUAAUUAGGUUUAAGAAGAAAUAAUAUAGUACAAAUAAAUGAUUAGUUAAUAUGAAUAAAGAGAUAAAUUUAAAAAUGAUUCAUAAGAAGUGAUUAGUGAACUUAAGAGAAAAUUAAAUGAAUCUGAAAAUCAAAUUAAAAGAUAAUGGGGAGAAUUUGAAUUGAGUAAACAAGAUUACGAGUUUAAAAUAAAAAGUUAAGAAACUAAAAAUAAUUAAUAGAUUUAAUAAUUAUAAUAAGAAUUUUAAUUAAAAUAAAAAUAAAAAGAUGAUGAAUAUUUAAUAUGCAAAAAUAAUUGUAAAUAGAUUUAAAUGUAAAAUGAUGAAAUACAAAAAGAAAUUAAUAGAUUAUCAGAUUUGAUAAAAUAAAAGAAUGAUGAAAUAAAAAAAUAAAAUGAGAAAAUAUAAUCUUAUACAGUAAAACUUGAAUAACACUACUCAAAUUUAAAAGAAAAUUAAACAUAAAUCUAAGAUUAUGCUUAAUAACAAGAAAAAAUGACUUAAUUAAUGUAACAUUGCAAUAAAUUAGAAAAUGCUUUGAAAUAAUUUAAUGAGGAAAAGAAAAUUGAGAAUCUUGAAUUACAUGAACAAUUUAAUAAAAAAAUUAUGGAAAUACAAGAUAUUAUAUAAAAAAAAGAUAAUGAAAUUUAAUAAUUGUCUAAUUAUAUAGCAAAUUAGCAAGAAUAAAUCUAAAACCAAGAGAAUAAUAAAAAUUUAAUAACAAAAUAAAAUGAGUAUAUAUUUUUGUAAAUUUAGUAAUUAACAAUUUUUGAUAGAUUUAUAGAACUAACUUAGUAUAGUAAAACAAGAAUUAUUGAGAUAAACAACUUUGAAAGAAGAAUAUUAAAAUAAAAAUAAUGAAUUAAUAUUAAAAGUACAUUUAUUAUAUAUUAUCAUAUUUAGAUUGCAGAAUAUGAGAAAGGGAACCGAAUUUCAAUAAAACCUGAUUAUUAGAGAACCGAAAAACUUUAGGGUUCAAGUAGUUUUAGAAAUUUAGCUACUGCUACUAUUGACUUCAAUCAAAAUGAUUCACAAUUUUAGAAUGUAAGUUAAAUGAGAAUAAGAGAAUCAACUCGUUUAUAAAAUUCUAAACCAAAUAAUUUUAAUCCUCUAAAUUCAUUUGUAAAUAUAUAUCUUUAAAUAGAAUAGAUAAUUAAAUAAUAAUUCUUUACUUAAAAGAAGGGUUGA
Paramecium pentaurelia is the source of this 4274-nucleotide messenger RNA. Lineage: Eukaryota; Ciliophora; Oligohymenophorea; Peniculida; Parameciidae. The record is from the annotation of a GenBank genome assembly.